This is a messenger RNA of Heterotrigona itama, 12788 nucleotides long. The record is from the annotation of a GenBank genome assembly. NCBI's taxonomy places the organism in Eukaryota, Metazoa, Arthropoda, Insecta, Hymenoptera, Apidae.
UUCAUCUUUGUUGAAGUUAUUUUAUAUAUGAUAAAAUUAUACUUUCUCAUAUAUUGUCAAUAUUAUUUUUCUAAAAACAUUACCAAAUUUUAUUUAUUUUAUACUUGUUUAUGCAAUUCUUAUUUGAAUUAAUUUAUAUAGCAAUAUUUUUAAAAUAAUUUUAAUAUUUACUAUGAAUGUAUAUGUGUAUGUAACUUAUUAUUGUUACUAUGGUGACCUUUUUAACACUCAUCAUCUUCAAGAUAAUAAACGCAUCUGAUUUACAUUUGUUCAAAUGAAGGUAAUAUACUCAAAAAACAACAAUUAUAUUAUAUAUUUCCUAGUAAAAUUUAUAUGUAAUAUAAUAUAUAGAUAAAUAUUAUAAAUUUAUCAUAGUAGAAUUAUUUAUAAUUUUGUAUUAUUAAUAAUACAGUAUGUUCUGUAUGUAAUUUUUAUUUAUUUUUGUCAAUGUGAAUAAUUAACAACAUAUUUAGGUUAAAUUUUUAUAUUUAUUUUAUGUUAAUAUUAGAGAUAGUGUCUUUUAAAAUUGAAUUUUUAAAAAAGUUCACUCUUAUAAAAUGAAAUUAAUGAAAUAUUAUUUAUGUAAUAAUGAAAUUAUUGUGAUUGUAAAAAAUUAAAGAGAAAAGAUUGUGAAAUAUUAUUUAUGUAAUAAUGAAAUGUUGAGAUUGUAAAGUUGUAAACAAUAUAUAUAUUAGGUAUGCAUUUAGACAAUUAGUAAUUAGAAAGUGAUAAGAAGGUAGGAGCAGUCUAAUAAUAAUUUUUAAGAAUCAGAGGGUUAUGUUACAUAAAAUUAUUUAUGAGUAAAAUUAUGUUAUAUAUUUAUAUAAUUAUAAUAAUAUGUUUAUAUUAAUAAUAUAUUAUAGGAAAAGUUUGAAAUGUUAAAAUACAAUAAUUACAAUAUAAUCUGUUUAUUUUUUAACAGAAAUUUACUAAUUCAUCAAAAGAGUAUAUAAAAAAAUACAAAAAUGAACAAAAUAAAGCUAUGCCACAAUUUGUAAACUCUUUAUCAAGUAAUAUAAUUAGUUUGAAAGACUUGGCAGAUGGUACAUGGUUAUGGAGAAAAACCCAAAAGACUCAAAUACAUAAAAAAUGUAGGAAUAAAAUGUUAAAGAGACAAAAGCAACAAAGUAAAAUGAUAGCAAAGAAAAAGGUGUUUCAAAUAAUUGAAGCCGAAAUUCCAAAAUCAGUAGAAGAAAAAAUAGAUGAUAUAUUGAUUGAAACUAAUAAGAAACAAAUGGAACCUAAGCAAGAAGGUCGUAGUAAACCAAUAUAUUUUAACAAUUAUUGUAUCAUUGACAAUGAUUUAGAUUAUUAUGAUAAUAUCCACCUUAAAGAAGCAAGAAAACGUAUUAUUGGUAGAUUACAAAAAUUAGAAGAUUUUAAUGAACUAAUAAUGGAGUUAGAAAUAGAAAUUAUUGACAUUUAUAAACAAUUUCUUAUAAGACCUUUGCCUGAAGAGUAUCCAUUAAUAAUACGCGCGCCUGUUCCAUGGCAUCAAUAUAAAUUAACUGCAACUCAUUUUAUGCAUUAUAAUCUAUUUAUUGGAAAUGAAAUAUUGAGAAAUAUUCAAAAUUUAUAUUUUAAUAAAUAUCAUGAUGUAAUGAUAAUCAAACUUCAAGAUCUGGGAACCAUUCCUAUUUCAGCAAAUGAAAUAGACCCGAAAAUGAAUUUAUUAUGUAAUAAAGCUGUAGAUAGACUUAUUAAACAUUGGCUGGCCGAGAUUGCUGAAUUUUUCUUAGAGAAGAAAUAUGCUUGGUCUUGUUUUAUUGAAAAACAUUAUAAUGCAUCUACAGCGCUAAUAGAGAAAUAUUUUAGAAGCGUAAAUGCUCUUUUAUCUAGACAAUUACGAAUGAUGAUAAUGAAAACGCUGAAUAAUUUUAGAGAUUUUUUUAUGGAAUAUAGCAAAGGAAAUUAUUUUAAAGGUGAUUACAAGGAUCUUAUGUUUUACAAAACUCCCUUUAUAACAGUAACAGUACAACCAAUACUUGGUACAGAUAAAUUACAUUGUAAACCGAAUAUUUUAGAAGUACGUACAAUUAUUUCACAAUGUUUUGAUAAAAUUAUUGGAAUUGGAACAAUGAUUCCAAAAAUUGAAACUAUUUUAUUUCCUGAAUUGGAGAAGCAGGAGUUUUUAUUCUCUAUAUCGCGAUACGAAGAAUCGGUUUUAAGCAUAGUUACUGAUGUACUGGAUGUUAUCAGUGCUCAUAUAAAAGGUCCACAAAUUUAUUUAAAAUGUUAUCAAGAUUUGUUGUAUGUAGUCGAUGGUCGAGCUAAACAAAAUUUAGACCAAUUUUUUAUCAUCGAACCCAUGCCAUAUUUGCAUGAAUUUGAACAAAAAAUAAAAGGCUACGAUCAGCUCAGAAAAGAAAUUUUAGUGUUUCGUAACAAGAUUCCUCUGAACUUAAUAGAAAUCGAUUGUACUACUCUAAAUAACACUUUAAGGCAGAUUCUUUACGAUCUUCGUACUGAAAUUUGUGAUUUUUUUGCAAACGAGUUACGAACUAACAAUCGAGAUUUGUGCUCCAAUUUUGAUACAAUAGCAGAGAAUAUCUCGAAAAUGCCUGAAAAAACGCAAGAUGUCGUCGAACUGUACAAUUAUUUGUGCGAAAGUCGAGAUAUCACCAUGUUCAACUUAAAAAGAAAAUUAUUACGUUCUAUAGAAUUGAUUUUAUUCCUUUUUAAUUAUCAAUCACCCACGGACGACGACAUUCACUUAAAUACUCGCGUCAUCACAUGGCCGAAGGAAAUGGAAACCGUGAUGGAUCUAGCGAACACACGAUUAAACAUGAGAAAAGAAUAUCUUGAAGAAGUAUUACGUAUAAGAAUGGACAAUUUUGAACAAAGGAUACAUAAUAUGCGACUAGCAAUCGAUCAAUUUAAAAAAAAGGAUCCACCAGUAUUAACUAUGGAGGAGAUGGAAGAUGCGGUAUUGCAAGUUGAACAGCUUUUUAGAGGUAUGGAAGAGAUUAGGAAAGAAGUUGAGGAGAUCAAUGAGGAAGAAGGACUUCUAGACAUGGAGUUAAGUCCCUAUUUAGUAAUUCCCAUGAUGUCUACGACAGUUAGUGCACUCGAUACUCUUUGGCACACAGUAUUAGAUUUUCAUAAGAAUUAUGACAAAUGGCAUAAUGGUCCAUUUAUCUAUCUCGAUGCCGAGGAAAUUAAGGAUGAAACUGACAACAUCUGGCGCACGUUAUAUAGAUUAACACGCGUUCUUGUCGACAUUCCAGGUGCACGGAAAAUUACCGAAAUGGUUCGCGCGAAGGUGGACAAAUUCAAGCAAUACAUUCCCCUUUUACAAAUUAUUUGUACUCCUGGAUUACAAGACCGACAUUGGAAACAGAUUAGCAAAGUAGUAAACGUGGAUAUAACAGUAACGCCUACGAGUUGUCUGGCUGAUAUGAUAGAGUUAGGAUUGUUACUUCAUAUAGCUAAACUCGAAGAGAUAUCGUCUGCUGCUGUGAAAGAGCACGCGCUUCAACAGAGCUUGCAGAGGAUGAAGGAAGACUGGGCAGACAUUAAAUUUCAAUUUGUACUAUAUCGCGAAACCGGUGUUCAUAUAUUAACCGCUAUAGACGAUAUUCAUCAGUUGUUGGACGAUCAUAUUUUGAAAGCACAGACAAUGAGAAGUUCUCCAUUUAUAAAAGCUUUCGAAGAGGAAAUGCAAGUUUGGGAGAAUAAAUUACUGCAAAUGCAGGAUAUCAUUGAUCAAUGGUUAAUGUGUCAAGCAACCUGGAUGUAUUUGGAGCCGAUAUUUAGUAGCGAAGAUAUAAUGCGUCAAAUGCCGACCGAAGCGAAACAUUUCAGGAGGAUGGACAAGAUUUGGCGUAAAAUCAUGGUGUACGCUGUCCAAAAUAGUCAGGUACUCGAUGCUACCGGUAUGCCAAAUAUAUUGCAGGAGUUAACGCUAUGCAACACGUUGCUGGAAGAAAUACAGAAAGGAUUAAACGAAUACUUGGAGAAGAAACGUUUAUUCUUUCCAAGGUUUUUCUUCUUGUCGAAUGACGAACUGUUAGAAAUACUCUCGGAAACUAAGGAUCCGCAGAGAGUACAGCCACACUUGAGGAAAUGCUUUGAAGGUAUCAGCAAAUUGCGAUUCACCAAAGAAGAGGAAAUUAUUGGAAUGUUAUCGGACGAAGAAGAAUACGUUCCGCUAAGUGGAAAGAUUUAUCCAGCAGAUGCAAAAGGCAUGGUUGAGAAAUGGUUGUCUCAAGUUGAGGAACUUAUGAGAGCUUCCCUUCGAGACAUAGCCGAAGAAAGUAUCAUCGCGUAUUUCAUCACCGUUAGAGAAGAAUGGAUAUUCUCCUGGCCUGGUCAGAUCGUUAUUUGCUGCAGUCAGAUACAUUGGACUAGCGAAGUUUGCGAGUCGUUCGAAGAUUAUUCUACUGCUGCUUAUUUACAGACAUGCAACAGUCAAAUAGAAAACACGGUUACAUUAGUAAGAGGGAGGUUGAACCCGGGUGCGAGGAUAACAAUAAAUGCUUUGAUCGUGAUAGACGUCCAUGCACGAGAUGUAGUACGUUUGCUCGUUGAUAAACAAGUGAGUAACAUCAUGGACUUUGAUUGGAUAUCACAACUGAGGUAUUAUUGGUUGGACGAUAGUAUUAUCGUCUCGAUAGUGACGACCACUGUAGCGUAUGCCUUUGAGUACCUUGGGAACACAUCAAGACUUGUCAUAACACCAUUAACUGAUCGAUGCUACAGAACUUUAAUGAGCGCGUUGAAGUUAAAUCUUGGUGGUGCACCUGAAGGUCCGGCAGGUACUGGUAAAACAGAAACAGGGAAAGAUCUUGCAAAAGCUGUGGCUAAACAGUGCGUGGUUUUCAAUUGUUCGGAGGGGCUUGAUUAUCAAGCGAUGGGCAAAUUUUUCAAAGGGCUUGCGCAAUCUGGAGCGUGGGCCUGUUUCGAUGAAUUUAACAGAAUAGAUCUGGAAGUUCUUUCCGUGAUUGCACAGCAGAUCUUGACCAUUCAAAUGGCUGUAAGUUUACAAUUGGAAAAAUUCAUGUUUGAAAGUACGGAGAUAAAAUUAGAUCCUACUUGCUACGUUAUUAUAACGAUGAAUCCUGGUUAUGCUGGACGUCAAGAACUUCCUGACAAUUUAAAGGUUCUGUUUCGUACUGUGGCAAUGAUGGUGCCGGAUUAUGCCAUGAUAGGAGAAAUUACAUUGUACUCCUUCGGUUUCAUAGACGCCAAGAACCUUGCCGAGAAAAUAGUUCACACUUACAAAUUAUGUUCUGAACAAUUAAGUUCGCAAAAUCAUUAUGAUUACGGAAUGCGAGCUGUGAAAACUGUACUCAUCGCUGCUGGAAAUUUAAAAUUGAAAUAUCCUAAGCAAAAUGAAUCGGUUUUGAUUCUCCAAGCGAUCAUCGAUGUCAAUCUUCCGAAAUUUUUGGCUCACGACAUUCCUCUGUUUAAUGGAAUAUACACAGACCUCUUCCCUGAUACCAGUUUACCAGAACCACAUCGAGACGAGUUAAUCGAAUUGGCCAAGGUUGUUUUGAAGAAGCGAAAUCUUCAAGCUACGCCUUGGUACAUGGAAAAGAUAAUCCAAAUUUACGAGAUGCUGUUGGUGCGCCACGGUUUGAUGAUCGUGGGCAAUACUCUAAGCGGGAAGACGCAAGCAUAUCAAGUUUUAGCCGAAGCUUUAGGCGAGCUAAGUAGCAGAAGGCGCGCUAUUAUGAAAGAAUUUUCAACGAUUUACAAGAUCAUUAAUCCAAAAGCUAUUACUUUGGAUCAGCUGUAUGGCAGUUUUGAUCCAAUAUCGCACGAAUGGAGUGAUGGCGUUUUAGCCAACAUUUUCAGAGAAUUCGCACAGUCUAUUUCGCCAGAUCGAAAGUGGAUAGUUUUCGAUGGUCCUAUCGAUGCCCUAUGGAUCGAAAGUAUGAAUACGGUGCUUGAUGACAAUAGGAAGCUUUGCCUGAUGUCCGGAGAAAUUAUACAAAUGUCGCAUAAAAUGAAUAUGAUGUUUGAACCAGCUGAUUUGGAGCAUGCCUCGCCAGCUACAGUUAGCAGAUGCGGCAUGAUUUAUAUGGAGCCAUCUCAACUUGGAUGGAAUGCAUUAUUCGACUCAUAUAAAAUGUAUCUUAGAAAUAAGCUCCUUGUCGAACAGUAUGAAUUGACUGUUGAAUUGAUCGAGUGGUUGACGGAGCCAGUUCUGGUUUUUGUUCAGCAUCGUUGUAAAACAUUUGUAGAAAUGUCAGAGCUUCAUAUGUUUUUAUCAUUUACAAAACUUUUCACCGCAAUGUUGAACGGAGAAACACAAGUUAGCACAAUUUGGCUUCAAUGCGUUUUAUUAUUUAGCAUUGUUUGGGGAAUGUGUUCAACGUUAACAAGCGAUAGCAGAAAGAUUUUCGAUGUUUAUUUAAGAAAAUUAUUACUUGGAACUGAUGAUGAAUAUCCUAAACCAAAAGCUUUUAAAUUGACGAAACAACAGCUUUUUCCUGACAAGGGAACUGUUUAUGAUUGGAUAUAUGAUAAAAGAAAUAAUGGAUGCUGGAUACCGUGGAUGGACACAGCAUUACAGGCGUCUUUAUUACCAGAUGCAAAAUCAAGUGAAUCAAUUGUGCCAACAACUGAAGUAGUAAUCCAAUAUUUCUUUAUCAGAAAUCUUCUUCAUAGAGAAAUACCUAUUUUAUUUGUUGGACCAACUGGUACUGGGAAAUCUGUUAUUGUAUUAAAUUAUUUGCAAUUUCUACCCAGAGACAAAUAUAUAGAGAAUAUCAUCAACUUUAGCGCUCGUACCACUGCUGCUCAAACUCAAGAGAUAAUAAUGACCAAGCUAGAUCGUAGAAGAAAAGGUGUUUACGGUCCACAAAUGGGGAAAAAGUGCGUAAUAUUUGUUGAUGAUUUAAGCAUGCCGCAGAAAGAACAAUACGGUGCUCAGCCACCAAUUGAACUUAUUCGUCAGUGGGUGGAUCAUGGACACUGGUUUGAUAUAAAAGACACGACAAUGUUAUACUUGGUGGAUAUGUUUCUGAUUUGUGCUAUGUUACCACCCGGAGGUGGUUCAAACGUGGUCACACCUAGAUUAACUCGACAUAUGCACAUAAUUGGUAUCGACUUUUUCGAAGAGGUGACGAUGACCAAAAUUUUUUCUUCGAUUCUUGAUACACACUUUGCAAAAGGAUUUUUACCAGAAGUCUCAAGAUUGGGAAGAAUGAUCGUAACCGCGACGAUGGAUAUAUUUCUCAACGCGAUCAAAACCUUUCUACCGAUUCCAGCGAAGAGUCAUUACACCUUUAAUUUGCGCGAUUUCAGCCGAGUUAUUAAGGGUAUACUUUUGGUACCAGCUUCCAGGAUGAAGGAUCCGGACAAGCUGAUUAGACUUUGGGUUCACGAGGUAUACAGAGUGUUUCAUGAUAGACUGAUAGAUGACAAUGACCGAGAAAUGUUGUUUGAAAUGGUUCAGUAUACUUGUUACGAUCAAUUGCGACAACCAUUGAAGAAAGUACUUGGUAGACUGUUGCAAGAAGGAGAGACAAUAACAAGUUCCCACAUGUGUGACCUUUUUUUUGGUAAUUAUAUAGAACCUGAUGCCGAGCCAAAAGUAUACGACGAAGUGGAAGAUCUAGAAGAUUUGCAACACAAGAUGGAUUAUUACUUAACGGAGUACAAUAUGCUUUCCAAGACACCAAUGUCCUUGGUACUAUUCAGAUACGCUAUUGAACACAUUUCUCGCAUUUCUCGCAUACUGCAGCAAGAAAGCGGACAUGCCCUUUUAAUAGGAAUGGGUGGAUCGGGUAAAAGUUCGUGUGCUAAGCUGGCGACCAACAUGUGCGAAUAUCUGAUAUAUCAAGUUGAAAUUACUACAACUUACGAAUUUUCGGAAUGGCGGGAAGAUUUGAGGAAAUUGUUGCUGCGCGUUGGAUGCGAUGGAAAACCCACUGUAUUUCUUUUUGGCGAUCAUCAAAUAAAGGACGAAUCCUUCAUCGAGGAUAUAAAUAUGGUCUUAAACACGGCUGAUGUGCCAAAUUUAUACGACACGGAAGAGAAAGCUGAGAUUUUGGAUAAAAUGACGAACGUAAUGCACAGUAUCGGUGGGAGAAAAGUUGAAAUUACUCCUAUGAUUCUUUACAAUCUAUUUCUCGAGAGGAUAAUAAAAAAUCUUCACUGGAUUUUAACGAUGUCACCUAUAGGAGACAAAUUUAGAAACCGUCUGCGGAUGUUCCCCUCGUUGAUAAACUGUUGUACUAUCGACUGGUAUACCAUUUGGCCUGAAGACGCGCUGGAGAAGGUAGCGCGGGUAUCGUUGAAAAAUGUUAACAUCAGUGAGGAUUUACGAGAAAAAUGUGUCUACAUAUCCAAAAAAUUCCACACGAGUAUCGCAUUAGCUAGCGAAGAUUAUUAUAACACGCAAGGAAGAAGAUACUACAUAACACCGACAAGUUUCCUAGAGCUCAUCAAAUCGUUUUGUAGGCUGUACGACAAGAAAAUCGACGAAAUCACCGCGCAGCAAAUGCGAUACGAAAGGGGAUUGGAAAGAUUAGAUUUUGCAGCGGAUCAAAUAGCAGUUAUGAAGGAAGAACUUCAAGCCUUGCAACCAAAAUUGCUGGCACAGUCUGAGUUAAGUAACAAGCUUAUGAUCAGGAUCGAACAAGAUACGAUCAACAUCGAGGCCAGAAAAGAGAUCGUAGCUGCUGAGGAAGCUUUAGCAAACGAAGCUGCUGCCGCUGCACAGGCGAUAAAAGACGAUUGUGAAAGCGAUUUGGCUGAGGCAACACCUGCGUUAGAGGCUGCUUUAGCUGCGCUAGAUACCCUGAAACCCGCGGACAUCAGUAUCGUGCGAUCAAUGAAAAGUCCACCAGCAGGCGUAAGAUUGGUGAUGGAAGCUAUUUGCAUCUUGAAAGGUGUCAAACCUGAGAAAGUUCAGGAUCCGACAACCGGCCGAGUUGUGGAAGAUUACUGGCCAGCAUCUAUAAGGCUACUGGGAGACAUGAGGUUUCUCGAAAGUUUGAAAAACUUCGACAAAGACAACAUACCACCGGCGUAUAUGAAGAUAAUUCGCGAGAGAUUUAUAAACGACAGAAGCUUUCAACCGGAGGCUAUUAAGAAGGUCUCCACUGCCUGCGAGGGCCUUUGUAAGUGGGUACGAGCGAUCGAAGUUUAUGACCGGGUGAUUAAAGUCGUUGCCCCGAAGCAGGCGAUGCUGGCAGAAGCUGAAGCAGCUCUUGCUAAACAGAUGGAGGCUUUGAACGCCAAAAGAGCCCUUCUUCAGGAAGUUACACAGAAAUUGCAAUCGCUCAAUGACGAAUUUGCCGAGUGCAUGAGAGAGAAAAAGAAGUUGGAAGAUCAAAUCGACUAUUGUAAGAAAAAAUUGGACAGGGCUGAGAAACUGCUAGGCGGUUUAAGUGGAGAGAAAAACAGGUGGCAGGAAACAGCCACGAUACUAGGCUCAAGUCUUAAUAAUGUUAUUGGAGAUGUUUUAUUGUCUUCGGGAGUAGUCGCUUACUUCGGAGCCUUCACGAUAGAGUAAACAGGUGGAAAUUCGAGCAUGGAUAAUCUUUGGCUUACCAGCAGAUCAUUUCUCCGUGGAGAAUGGAAUAAUUGUAAAGAACGCUGAUCGAUGGCCACUUAUGAUCGACCCACAAAAUCAAGCGAACAAGUGGAUAAAAAAUAUGGAGAAAGAAAAUAAUUUGACGGUUAUCAAACUUUCUGAUCCGAAUUAUGUGAAAAUAGUAGACACCUGCAUACAACUUGGCACGCCUGUUCUGUUAGAAAAUAUUUUAGAAGAAAUAGACGCGAUAUUAGAACCUGUGCUUCUUAAGAACAUCUACAAAGAACGUGGUGUUUUUUACAUGAAAUUCGGCGAACAUGUGAUUGAAUAUGAUCCUAAUUUUCGAUUUUAUAUAACAACGCGUUUAAGAAAUCCACAUUAUUUACCAGAAGUGGUUGUGAAAGUAACGCUAUUAAAUUUCAUGAUUACACCCCAAGGACUUCAGGAUCAGUUGUUGGGUAUAGUUGUCGCUAAGGAAUUGCCUGUGCUCGAGGAACGUAAGAACCAGCUAAUCGUAGAAGCUGCGAAUAACAAGAGAAUAUUGGAGGAAAUAGAAGAUAAAAUUUUAGAGGUUUUGUCCGCAUCAGAAGGUAAUAUUUUGGAGGAUGAAACGGCGAUUACAAUAUUAUCAACAUCGAAAAUACUAGCAGAGGACAUUGAAGCUAAACAAGAGAUAGCUGCUAAAACGGCGAUGGAAAUUGAUUACGCUCGUAACGAAUACAAACCUGUCUCGGAACAUGGUUCUGUGCUGUUCUUCUGCAUUUCCGAACUGGCAAACAUCGAUCCUAUGUAUCAGUAUUCUCUACCAUGGUUCAUUCAUCUCUAUGAAAUGUCAAUAGCGAACAGUGAACAGGAUGAGAAUCUAAACGUCCGAAUAAACAAUUUAAACGCGUAUUUUACAGCCAGUAUUUAUAGAAACGUGUGUCGUUCUUUGUUUGAAAAAGAUAAACUGAUAUUCUGUUUUGUUCUGUGCGUUGGUCUCUUACGUGCUGAUAAAAAAAUAAACGAAGAGUUUUGGACGUUUUUAUUGGCAGGUGACGUAGGCCUAGAUAAUCCUUACCCUAAUCCCGGCAUCCCUUGGUUAACUGAUAAAUCUUGGAAUGAAAUAGUUCGAGCUACAAGUUUGCCGGGUCUUGAAAGAUUAAGACAAUCGUUUGAAACGCAAACAUCACAUUGGAAGGCUUAUUAUGACUCGUCUAAUCCUGAGAAGGAAUCUUUCCCACGUCCAUUUGAAAACGAGGCUGAAAGCUUGAAAAAGCUGGUCAUACUUAAAUGCAUAAGACCCGAUAAAAUUGUGACCGCUGUGCGAAUGUUCGUUAUAUAUAACAUGGGCCAAUCUUUCGUAGAACCACCACCGUUUGAUCUUCAAGCGUGUUAUAACGAUUCUACUAACGUGACUCCUCUUAUUUUUAUUCUUUCUCCCGGAUCCGAUCCAAUGGCGGGAUUGAUCAGAUUCUCGGAAGAUUAUGGAAUAUCAAAAGAGAAUCUGAUGACUAUAUCAUUGGGACAAGGUCAAGGCCCAAUCGCGGUGAACAUGAUAGAUAGAGGAACAAAGAGCGGGGAAUGGGUAGUGCUUCAAAAUUGUCAUUUGGCAGUGUCCUGGAUGAAAGAAUUAGACAGAAUCUGCGACGAAAUAAUUAUACCAGAGAACACGCAUCCGAAGUUUCGUUUGUGGUUAACUAGCUAUCCAUCGAAGGAUUUCCCAAUUUCUAUACUGCAAAAUGGUGUUAAAAUGACUAAUGAGCCGCCAAAAGGGCUGAAGAAUAAUCUACUGAGAAGUUAUAUGAACGAUCCAAUAUCGGAUCCGAAGUUCUUUGCCAGUUGUACCAAAAUACAUGAAUGGAGAGGACUCCUUUUUGCUCUGUGUUUCUUUCAUGCAGUUGUUCAAGAACGACGUAACUUUGGGCCAUUAGGUUGGAAUAUUCCAUACGAAUUCAACGAAUCAGAUCUUCGCAUUAGUAUUUUACAGCUACAGCUUUUUUUAAACGAUUACGACGAAAUACCAUUUGAUGCGCUUCUUUACUUAACUGGUGAAUGCAAUUACGGUGGCCGUGUAACUGAUGAUAAGGAUAGACGUUUGCUGAAUUCAUUAUUAAAGCAAUAUUACAAUAAUAAAGUUGUUACCGAUUCACAAUAUUGUUUUUCACCAAGUUGUAUAUAUCGUCUACCAGAAAAUACAGAAUAUCACGGAUGUCUAGAAUACAUUCGAAAUCUACCAAUGACACAACAGCCAGAAGUGUUUGGUUUACAUGAAAAUGCAGAUAUAACAAAGGAUAAUCAGGAAUCAUUGCAGCUACUUAAGGGAACUCUAUUGACUCAGACACAUAUUAUUGGAGUGGGAGUUGAACGAGAUGUUGAUGACAUCGUCUACAGUUUAUGCGAUGACAUUUUAUCUAAAUUGACGUUACGAUUCGAUGUUUUAGAAGUUUCUAAAAAAUAUCCAGUGCUCUAUAUAAAUAGCAUGAAUACGGUUCUUCGUCAAGAACUCAUUAAGUUUAAUAAUUUGAUUGAUACUAUUAGAGCCACAUUGGUAGACGUACAAAAAGCAAUUAAAGGAUUGGUCUUAAUGUCUUCCGAAUUGGAAGAAGUCUUUUUCAGUAUGAGCGUUGGCAGAGUACCAGCUACUUGGAGUAAAAUGUCUUAUUCUUCUUUAAAACCACUAGGGAGUUAUAUCAAUGAUCUGCUAGAGAGAUUAGCAUUUUUCCAAGAUUGGAUAGAUCAUGAUGCACCAAUUGUCUUUUGGAUAUCCGGCUUCUUUUUUACACAAUCUUUUCUUACGGGUGCCUUGCAAAAUUAUGCCCGCAAACAUAAAAUUCCAAUUGAUAAAUUAGAUUUUGAAUUUGAAAUAACUUCAUUUGAAAGUGAUGUAAAAACUGCACCGUCUCGUGGAGUUUAUAUAAAGGGUCUAUAUUUAGAAGGAGCAAGAUGGAACAGGCAAUUAAAAGAAAUCGAUGAAUCUGAACCAAAAAUUAUGUUUGAUUUACUUCCUGUAAUAUGGUUAAAGCCUGGCAUAAAAGCUGAAUUUAUUAUUGAAUAUGUGUAUCAUUGUCCUGUGUACAAGACGAGUGAGAGACGUGGUGUUUUGGCUACUACUGGCCAUUCUUCCAAUUUUGUAUUAUAUAUUUUAUUUCCAACACACAUUGACGAAUCUCAUUGGAUUAAAAGAGGAGUUGCUUGCUUAUGUCAACUGGAUGACUAAAUUAUUGAAAAAAUAUAUAAUUAUAUGAUUUUAUAUGGAUAUCAAUUAUAUCUAAAAUCCAUAUAUAUAAAUAUUUUAAAUAAAAGUGUACAAAAAAUA